UCUAGUGUCAUCGGAACAGGGACCCUCUUCCUCCUCGCCAGCGUCCUCUGCCACAUCUGAUGCCUGCACUGCCUUAUAAUUACGUAAAUUAUAACUGAAGAAAAUAUUAUAGAUUUCCGCACACACUUCCUUAGUUGUUCCGAUCAUACUCAAAAUGGCGUGCGGAUUCUAAAAAAAUUUAGAAGUUUGAAACGAAUUUCGACCCAGUGAUGGCCACUCUACCGAGCACAGCAUCAUAUCUGUUUAGUGAAACCUGGCACGAACAACGUUAACUCGGUUGCCCUUCUUGUGGUAAUGAUGAUACGCAGGAUCCUCGGUAGACGUUAUUGGUACAACCUGUCUGGCAACGUUGCCUUCCAACUUUACUUUAACUAUUCCAAAUCUAUUUCCAAGAUCCGCUCUACGAGCCAUGAAUGGCCGCAAAGAAGGACAGGAGCCACACUUCUUGCUGAUUCAGGGGCAGACUUUGUAAAGGUGGAACAGCUGGGAGGAUGGAAUUCGGACAAAAUAUGUCAUGGAUAUGUGGAAAAUUCUUCGUACAAUAGAAAACAAAUUUUUAAUGGAGUGACACAUAAAGCUACAGCAACAGUGAAUAGCCAAUUUCUUCUGAGGCCUUCAACUAGUAAAGAUACUACAGCACAGAUUAUAAAUAUUAAUCAAGAACACGAAAACGAGUCGUCUAUACCAUUAGAUUGUAAUGACUUUGCAGAUGAAAUGACUUUAGAUAAUCAUGAUAAUCCGUAAGUUUCAAAACAAUUGCAAGCACUUGGACCCAGAUUCGUCGAUGCUUCGAAAAAACCAUUAAAAAUAGCCCAAUCUAAAGAAAAAUUAAAUUCUAAUGCUUCUCAUAAUUUGUGUUUAAAGUCACCUAUAAAACUCGUAUUUAAUAAAAAUUGAUUGAAGACCAAGAAAGAAAAUAAGACUAAAUUUGAACAAAUCAGUGAAUGAUAAACAAGAGGACAUUGAAAAUAAUGAUAAUUCAACAAAAUGGUUAAAAGAUGCCUAUAUUAAAUAUGAGAAUUGCAAAUUUAAUAAUGGUAUAAUAAAUAACUUUUAUUCGUGUGAAAACUGUAAAAAAUAGUUUAAAAUAAGUUUAAAAAAUCAUAAAAUAAAAUGUAUAAAUUCUUAACAUUUAUAUCAAAAUAAAUGCUGAGUACAGCCGAAGCGGACCGAUGCGAG
Belonocnema kinseyi is the source of this 1179-nucleotide messenger RNA. RefSeq lists its product as uncharacterized. The coding region runs from base 295 to 744 and encodes 149 amino acids. The transcript has 4 exons. The record is from RefSeq and is a predicted model, not a curated record. Gene Ontology annotation, molecular function: DNA binding. NCBI's taxonomy places the organism in Eukaryota, Metazoa, Arthropoda, Insecta, Hymenoptera, Cynipidae.